Messenger RNA from Cyphellophora attinorum, 441 nucleotides. RefSeq lists its product as uncharacterized. Lineage: Eukaryota; Fungi; Ascomycota; Eurotiomycetes; Chaetothyriales; Cyphellophoraceae. The coding region runs from base 1 to 441 and encodes 146 amino acids. The record is from RefSeq and is a predicted model, not a curated record. The transcript has a single exon.
AUGCCAGAUGGUAGUUUCAAGACCUUCUUUAGGCCGCAAGAUGCCAACAAUGGCUUUGAUCUCUCUGCUCUGAGACAUACAGAGCAAACAAACGAGGAGGAAACGGUGAUCAUCUGUGUCCUGGGUGGACUAUCGUGUCUGAUGCUGCAACGACCUCGGAUUAUGGAAGAAGAUGCAAUCGCCAUGACAGACACCUCAGAGAUCGUGCAUUUCCUGUUACCAGACACGACGACGUACGGCAGUUUCUGGCACGCAGUUGAGGCUCCUGCAGCCUUGCACCUGUGCAUCCACAGAGAGCUUGGUCGUGUCGGCGCAAAUUGGCAGACCUUAAUGAGGGGUCCGGGAGCCAUGUCCCCACGUUUUAUGCUGGAAUUCUCGGUGCCGGAGCUCAUCUCCCUCUGUGAGAUGAUGGCGCAGAAGCGGCUGCCAUUCGAGUCCUGA